GCGCUGUCACGUGACGCGGGUCUCGCGCUGAGACGGCUGCGUUAGCCGCGAUGGCGCUCAGGUCCUGCUGCAUCUACGGCGCAGGGCUGCUGUCCAUUCUCAUCUUAAUCGUGGGCAUUGCAGUGGCGUUGGCGCACGUCUUCCAAAGCGUGUUGUACAACAGGAUAAAAUCGGAAGUAGUGCUGGAAAAUGGCACAGAGGCGUUUGCAAUAUGGCAAGAUCCUCCCCCGCCUGUCUACAUGGAGUUUUACUUCUUCAAUCUGACAAAUCCCGCGGAGGUGAUGUCGGGAGAGCGACCUGCGGUGAUCGAGGUCGGGCCGUACACAUACAGAGAGUAUCGGCCCAUGGAGCGGGUGAUCUUCAUGGCGAAUGGUACCAAAGUAGCAGCGGUCAACCCCAGAACCUACGUGUUCGAGCCCAGCAGGUCGCGAGGGUUAGAGGACGACCUCAUCAGGACUGCCAACAUCCCUGCUGUGGCGGUGAUGGAGAAGUUCAAAGGUCAUUCCAUCAUAAGCCGCUUCAUCGCUGACCUGAUGAAGUCCAAAGGCAUCGGACUGUUUGCCAUGCGGACCGUGUCUGAGCUCCUGUGGGGGUACGAGGACCCCCUGCUGAAGGAUCUCCAUGUGGUUGACCCCUCUCUCGACCCCUACUUUGGCCUAUUCUACAAGAUGAAUGGGACAGAUAAUGAGGAGUAUGUGUUUUUCACUGGGAAACAGAACUAUCAGGAUUUUGCUCGAGUGAGUCAGUGGAAUGGCCAAAGUUCACUGCGCUGGUGGACCACAGAUGAGUGUAAUAUGAUCAAUGGAACCAACGGAGCAACGUUUCAUCCAGUCAUCACCAAGACCGAAAGGCUCUACAUGUUCUCCACUGACCUGUGCAGGUCCCUGUAUUCCACAUUUGAGGCUGAGCGGAGUGUGAAGGGGAUCCCUGUUUACCGUUUUGUCCCCCCCUUUGAGGUGUUUGCCAACAAGUCGGUAAAUCCUGCCAACGCUGGAUUCUGCUUGGGAGGGAAUUGUCUCGGCUCCGGCCUGCUGAAUGUCAGUGUAUGCAAAACAGGUGCCCCAAUCAUCAUGUCCUGCCCACAUUUCUACCACGCGGACGAGCAGUUUGCCCAGAGCGUGUAUGGGAUGAGACCCAGGAAGGAGGAGCAUGAGACCGCCAUCGACAUCAACCCGCUCACAGGCUUCGUAGUGCAGGCAGCAAAGCGCCUUCAGGUCAACGUCUUCAUCGAGAAGCUUCCGUUCUUUAGCGAGAACAUCAGGACGUUGGUCUAUCCAGUGAUGUUCCUUAAUGAGAGUGUGCUCAUUGAUGAGGAGUCUGCCAGGAAGCUGCGACUGGUGGUUACUGAGGGCAACGUGGUGGUCAACAUUCCCUUCAUCCUGAUUGGCCUAGGCAUCAUACUGGGUGUGGUCUUCAUGGGGUUGCUGUGCUUUCUAAAAACGCCAGAGCCAAGCUCUCCUGCUGAGCGCCAGCCCUUGCUGGGGUCCUAAAUGCCAGAGGUCACGGCUGGUAGGGGGAGGUCAGGGGUCUUUCAUCCAGCAUCUGUCCUCUCAGCUGAAGGUAGUUUUUACAUGGAGCCAAUCAGCUAACCACUAAUGCCAGUACAGUGUUUGCCCCAGUCGUCUCUCACGCCUGCAGCAGUCAUCAUGUCAGCAGACUUUGGUCGGAGUCACAAUUUUUCCAGCCUUUGUGGACUUUUAGAGGAUAUUUUUGUUUUAUUUAUUUUUUUAAUUUCACAUUUUAGUUUAACAAUGAGAGCACCAGUGAGAUGGCUAUUGAGAAAAUGUUAUAUUUGUCCAGGUCGCAAACACCGAUGAUUUCAAAAUAACUAACAGGAAGGGGGCGGGGUUGUGAUUGGCAGUAAGUGAUUAGCUGUUCACCUUGUGGAGGUCUUGUGACCUCCAUAGAAUUCCAUGAACAUGUAAAUCUCGAUCGAUUGCUUGAGAAGAGUUUACCCAGAUCGUAGUAAAACUGUGGGAGGUAUAAAGAAAACCGUGUGACACCACAGCAGAUUUGACGUGCUCCGUUUAUUUAGACACAAUAUGUUGGUCAUCACGUCACUUAAAAUAUCAAAGUCCCCUACAUGCACCAUUAUUAACACUGCUCUGUCACAGCACACUAAUCCUACCCUAACCCUACACUAAGCCUGACCCUGACCCUAACCUAACCCGGCCUGUCGGCGUGCACUAACCCCGGCUGCACCAGGGUUAUGCCACUCUGUGUAAGAUUCAGGUUCUACACAGAAUUCUAAUUUUUAGAAAAUGACACACACAGAGUCCACAGACUUCUAAAUUUAAACACUGACGUGUACUCAAGUUAUGACUGCAAUUUGGCCGGGAUUCCGAAAUGCCACCUGGGUUAACCCUACACCUAACCCUAACCCUUAGCCCUAAACCUGGCCGCUGUGUAAUUCCUCUGUGCCACUGAUGGGUGGGAGCUUGGAUCUUGGAGCUCCAGGGAGCACAGCCUGUCUCUGGGGGACACAGGACAGCUGCAGCCAUUCGAUGGGAUAAAAUGGGAUAAAGGCACAGGACUAUGGGAUAUUAGACACAGGGAACUAAUCGCAGUUAGCUAUUAAUCACAGUGAGGAAGUAAUCACAGUUGAAGGGUGCAGAGGCACCUAGUCUAUUUAACUGUAUCAAAGAACAGAUUUUACUACAUUUUACUGGAUAUUUGUGGGGUUUUAUGUUGGCAAAUGUGUAGUAGAAAUUGUUUAUUUUAGAGUGGGUGGUGAAGCGAUAUUUUGAUUUGCUUGUGUUUUUAUGCAUCUGAAAUUUGAUUUUUGUAUUUUGUGUUAACUUUGUAUGUGUAGUAACUGAGAAUUAUUAUUCUGUUCCACUUUGCUUCUAAUGCAGAAGAGCUUCAAAUGUACUGUAAGAUUCAAAGCAUUUUAAAUAAUGUUUGAUGCAUGCAUUCACAAAGUUACGUGUAAGCUUCAUUCUCAUGUCAGAACUCAGAUGGUCCUAAUGUGUAAGACCUUCUGAUCUAUAAGGUUGUCUUGACCGUGUAAUCACUAAUUUUCCCACAUAUUUGGCUUUUACUGUGUGUGUGAAUGCACAAAAUGUCUUGUGCUAUGCAUCGUUAGUGCCAUCCCAUCUUAAAACAGAGCAAGUGGAGUUAAAAGAGGACCAUCAAGAUCCAGAGAGGACUGUAGAAUUUGUAUAGAGAAGACUCAUAGUCUCCAUGGAGUGACUUCUGAAACUGUCCAUCUGGAAUACCACAGUGUUACUGGUGAAGGUCUGCAGGCACCAGGUCCUGCAGGGAUGGAGCAGCAGCAGACCCAAACAACAAACACACUUACAUUUCACUUUUCUGACAUUAUUAAGCAUCAAUUACAGUGUUAUAACCAUAUAUUGGCUACAAUAUACAGAAACUAAAUUUUGGUGUCUUCAAUUUUUGUGAAAGUGUUUCUAUAUUUGUGAGUUUUGAAAGCAGCAUUUUUGAAGCUGUUGCUGUUUUCUCAAAUGCCUUGAGAAGGCAUUACCUUAAUCAGGCAUCUUGGCGUCCGGUAUCUGCCACCUUAGCGUCCAGUAUCUGCUAGCUGAGGAGUCAGGGUUCAUAGCUAGUUACCACAAAGACCUCAUCUGCAGACCUGUCUGUACUGAUGUAGCACUUCAGAUAGGCCAUUGCACUUUAAGAACGUGUUGCAGAGUAGAGUGGAUAACAAUAUAUGAGGGCAGUGAUGAUUGCCGUGUUUGUGUGAGUUGGGCGUUACUUUAAACGGUUUUCUGGUAAAUGUGAAGAAUUUGAUUUGUUCUUUUCGUAAUGAAGUCUUUUUGCCCAAAUUUGAAAAGGAAAAUCUCCAAAAUCUCUGUUCAUCAUUCUUUACUCAGGCAGUUUGAUUUCCUGUUUCAUCCUGACUCAGUUACCCCGCCUGGGUUAGGCUGCGCUUGUACAGACCCUGUAGCAUGAUUCAUCAAGUCUGUCCACAGGUGGGUGAGGGUGGGCAAUACAACAAACAUACAGCAUCACCUCACUUGGACACCGGUGCAGGUCUACAGGGGCCACCAGUCUGAGUGUUAUUGGUGCAGGUCUACAGGGGCCGCCAGUCUGAGUGUUACCGGUACUGAUCUACAGCGACUGCCACCAGUAAAGCAUCACUUCAUCUGGAGGAAUUUUCACAAUGCUAAUCACAAAUCACUAUAUGCAGUGGAUCAUGCUAUAUACCAGCAAAACUGGUGCAUUUAAGAAAGCUAUAAACACGCGAAUACAGAUAUCGUAUUAUUUAUUUUGUGUUUUAUGUUGUGUUUAAAAAUAAACUAUUGAAGAAGUGACACAAAAAAAUCAAACUUGGAAACACAAACUAAGGGAAAUUGUUGAGCUGAGGCCCUCCUGGGCCGAGCGGCGUGUUGCCAGUGUUGGCCGUUUUUCCAGGACCUGCAGUGGUUCAGUGGUCUAGCUAAAGCCCAUGAUCUGUCGGGAUGCCUGUCAGUGAGGGAAGAAGCUUUUGCUGUUGUUUAAACUGAAAGGGUUCAUGUGUGGACAGACGUCUGCAUGGAUGUUUUGACUCACACCUGCCUCCCCAAGAUUUGUUUGGUUUUGUUUUGAAUCCAAUUAUUGCUCUGAAACUCCAACAUCUGGGUUUUUUUUUUCUUAUAAAACAAGACGCAUAUUGCACUGUAACAAUGUCAAGAACAUUUAAAACACAUCAGCAAACAGUAUUUACAUUUUAUGGUAGUCUUGCCUGUGUGUCCAAUAUUUACAAAUAAAUAUCGCUCUAAUAACCUGUUAAUAAAUGUGAAUGAUGUCUUCUGA
Electrophorus electricus (electric eel) is the source of this 4755-nucleotide messenger RNA. RefSeq names its product scavenger receptor class B, member 2c (gene scarb2c). NCBI's taxonomy places the organism in Eukaryota, Metazoa, Chordata, Actinopteri, Gymnotiformes, Gymnotidae. Gene Ontology annotation, cellular component: membrane; lysosome; cytoplasm. Gene Ontology annotation, biological process: receptor-mediated endocytosis; protein targeting to lysosome. The record is from RefSeq and is a predicted model, not a curated record. Gene Ontology annotation, molecular function: scavenger receptor activity.